AACAGGACAGCGGCGGUCGCGCGACCCGGAAGUAUUCCCAUUUUGCGUCGUCUGGGCUCGGUUGGCGGCCGGGCUCCAGACGAACGCACUAAUCAUGGGGUCGUCAAAGAAGCACCGCGGAGAGAAGGAGGCGGCCGGGACGACGGCGGCGGCGGGUGCCGGGGGCGCCGCCGAGCAGCCGCCGCGGCAUCGAGAGCACAAGAAACACAAGCACCGGAGCAGCGGCGGCGGGAGCAGCGGCGGCGAACGACGGAAGCGGAGCCGCGAGCGUGGGGCCGAGCGCGGGAGCGGGAGGCGCGGGGCCGAGGCCGAGGCCCGCGGCGGGGCGCACGGUCGCGAACGAAGUCAAGCGGAGCCCUCGGAGCGGCGCGUGAAGAGGGAGAAACGCGAUGACGGCUACGAGGCCGCUGCCAGCUCCAAAACCAGCUCUGGAGAUGCCUCAUCACUUAGCAUCGAGGAGACCAAUAAACUCCGCGCAAAGUUGGGGCUGAAACCCUUGGAGGUCAAUGCUGUCAAGAAAGAGGCGGGCACCAAGGAGGAGCCCGUGACAGCUGAUGUCAUCAACCCCAUGGCCUUGCGACAGCGUGAAGAGCUACGGGAGAAGCUGGCAGCUGCCAAGGAAAAGCGUUUGCUGAACCAAAAAUUGGGGAAAAUCAAGACUUUGGGAGAGGAUGACCCCUGGCUGGACGACACCGCAGCCUGGAUUGAGAGGAGCCGGCAGCUGCAGAAAGAGAAGGACCUGGCAGAGAAGCGGGCCAAGCUACUAGAGGAGAUGGACCAAGAGUUUGGCGUCAGCACUUUGGUGGAGGAGGAGUUUGAGCAGAGGCGACAGGACCUUUAUAGUGCCCGGGACUUGCAAGGCCUCACUGUGGAACAUGCCAUCGAUUCCUUUCGAGAAGGGGAGACUGUGGUUCUCACCCUCAAGGACAAAGGAGUGCUACAGGAGGGGGAGGACGUGCUGGUGAAUGUGAACAUGGUGGACAAGGAGCGGGCAGACAAGAAUGUGGAGCUUCGGAAGAAGAAGCCGGACUACCUGCCCUAUGCGGAAGACGAGAGUAUUGAUGAUUUGGCACAGCAAAAACCCCGCUCUAUCCUGGCCAAAUAUGAUGAGGAGCUGGAGGGCGAGCGACCACAUUCCUUCCGUUUGGAGCAAGGUGGCAUGGCUGAUGGACUGAGGGAGCGUGAGCUAGAAGAGAUCCGGGCUAAGUUACGGCUGCAGGCUCAGUCUCUGAGCUCUGUAGGGCCCCGGCUGGCCUCUGAGUACCUAAGUCCUGAAGAGAUGGUGACCUUCAAAAAGACCAAGCGGAGGGUGAAGAAAAUCCGAAAGAAGGAGAAGGAGGUGGUCAUGCGGGCAGAUGACUUGCUGCCUCUUGGGGACCAGACUCAGGAUGGGGACUUUGGAUCCAGGCUUCGGGGCCGGGGUCGCCGUCGAGUUCCUGAGGUGGAGGAGGAGGCCCUGGAGGAUGAGGAGAAGGACCCUGUGGCUCAGCCCCCACCAUCGGAUGAUACUCGAGUAGAGAACAUGGACAUCAGUGACGAAGAGGAUGGGGGAGCCCUUCCAUCAGGGUCCCCAGAGGUGCUGGAAGAAGAUGAAGCAGAGCUGGAGCUGCAGAAGCAACUGGAGAAGGGGCGCCGUCUGCGGCAGCUGCAGCAACUGCAGCAGCUUCGAGACAGCGGUGAGAAGGUGGUGGAGAUUGUAAAGAAGCUGGAGUCUCGCCAGCGUGGCUGGGAGGAGGAAGAGGACCCUGAGCGGAAGGGGGCCAUCGUGUUCAAUGCCACUUCCGAAUUCUGCCGCACGCUGGGGGAAAUCCCCACCUAUGGGUUGGCUGGCAACCGGGAGGAGCAGGAGGAGCUCAUGGACUUCGAAAGGGAUGAGGAGCGCUCAGCCAAUGGCGGCUCUGAAUCAGAUGGGGAAGAGAACCUUGGCUGGAGCACCGUCAACCUGGAUGAGGAGAAGCAGCAACAGGAUUUCUCUGCUUCCUCUACCACCAUCCUGGAUGAGGAGCCCAUCGUGAACAGAGGGCUGGCUGCUGCCCUGCUCCUGUGUCAGAACAAAGGACUGCUGGAGACCACAGUACAAAAGGUGGCCCGGGUGAAGGCUCCCAAUAAGUCUCUUCCCUCAGCUGUGUACUGCAUCGAGGAUAAGAUGGCCGUCGAUGAUAAGUACAGCCGGCGUGAGGAGUACAGGGGCUUCACCCAGGACUUCAAGGAGAAGGACGGCUACAAGCCUGAUGUGAAGAUUGAGUAUGUGGACGAGACGGGCAGGAAACUGACACCCAAGGAGGCCUUCCGGCAGCUGUCCCACCGCUUCCACGGGAAAGGUUCAGGCAAGAUGAAGACUGAGCGGCGGAUGAAGAAGCUGGAUGAGGAGGCGCUCCUGAAGAAGAUGAGCUCCAGUGAUACACCCCUGGGCACUGUGGCAUUGCUCCAGGAGAAGCAGAAGGCCCAAAAGACACCAUACAUCGUGCUCAGUGGCAGCGGCAAGAGCAUGAAUGCGAACACCAUCACCAAAUGAAGCCGCCUUCCUCCCUGCCCUCCCAGAUAUGUUAAAUAAAGUCCCCUCCUUAUUUUUUC
Messenger RNA from Peromyscus eremicus (cactus mouse), 2574 nucleotides. It is a transcript of the gene Sart1, whose product is annotated as spliceosome associated factor 1, recruiter of U4/U6.U5 tri-snRNP. Gene Ontology annotation, biological process: maturation of 5S rRNA; mRNA cis splicing, via spliceosome. Gene Ontology annotation, cellular component: U4/U6 x U5 tri-snRNP complex. The transcript is spliced from 20 exons. Bases 95 to 2515 code for a protein of 806 amino acids. Lineage: Eukaryota; Metazoa; Chordata; Mammalia; Rodentia; Cricetidae. The record is from RefSeq and is a predicted model, not a curated record.